This is a messenger RNA of Colias croceus (clouded yellow), 928 nucleotides long. RefSeq lists its product as uncharacterized. Bases 390 to 791 code for a protein of 133 amino acids. NCBI's taxonomy places the organism in Eukaryota, Metazoa, Arthropoda, Insecta, Lepidoptera, Pieridae. The record is from RefSeq and is a predicted model, not a curated record. The transcript is spliced from 3 exons.
ACUUCUAUAUACUUGACUGGUUAUACUUGAUUGAUUUGAUUCUAAAUCAACUGUCAGUCGAAGAAGUUUUUAUACUUCUGAGAUAACUUGACCGAAAAUUUUGAAAUACAACAAAAAUAUGCAUUUUUAGUUUACUUACUUUUGCCUACCAUGUCGCUUCAAUAACAUUUUUUAAAUAUUAUGUUGUAGUAUCAAAAGCGGCGCUGGAGAAACACCUUAUAUCCACCAACAGUAGUUGCGUGCGACUCAACCUCCUCACGUGGGACUGCAACGGAUGUCCCUUGAUCCACUUUAUCAUCUCUAUCAAAGGAUUCGAAGAAUUUUCGUGGAGGUCUGAAACAGCAGAGUUGGAACCUCAUCCGUUCGUCUUUUGCGAUCUGCAGCCGGCCAUGUGGUACCAUUUGAGGAUAGUCGCAACCACCACCGCUGGCGUGACAACAGCUACAUAUUACUUUUCAACGCUCACAGAAACUGGUGAGCGCAUCCCAGCUCCGGCGCAGUUCCCGGCGCACGGGCCGGCGGGCGGGGCGGGCGGGGCGGGUGCGGGCGCGCUGGCGCUGCUCGCCGCCGCCGCCGCGCUCGCCACCGCGCUGCUGCUGCUCGCUGUUAUUGUGUACAAAAGGAGCACAGCGAAAUGCUUUAGGAAGGGCUACGAGCCGAGCAGCGUGUCAGAAGAAGACAAGUCGGUGGAGAAGAGAGAUAACAGGAGAAACUGCCAGCAGGUGUACACUUCGUCACCUAUCAAGUCUAGUAAAAAGGAACAACAGGGUAAGCAUAAGUUCACAAAAUAAUGAAAAUAAAAUAAAAAAGGUAUGCUUUGUGCCAUUCAUAGUAAAAAUAAAUCUAUAUUUUUAUUUUUUAUUAACGCAAUCCUAAAAACAAUAUUUUUUUUAACAUAGGUAAAUCUAAACCAUCGUGCAUCGUUACA